AUGGGUAAAAAAAUCUUACCGCACUAUCUGGGCUGCCCUAAUCUGAAUCCUAUGAGACUUUUCUCCCCCGCAAGCCAUCACUUACCUCUGUUGUUCAAAACGACAAGCACUGAGAUUCAGAAAAACUACAUAUCCCAUAAAGUGUUGCACGCCGAGGGCUUGUGGAGCCCAUGGUCGGCCGCGGCGCAGGCGCGGGCUCCACAGUGGAGAAAGAUGGCGGCCCCGACGUUUACUGCGAGGUUAUACUCCCUGUUGUUCCGCAGGACCUCCACUUUCGCCCUCACCAUCGCCGUGGGCGCUUUGUUCUUCGAGCGCGCCUUCGACCAAGGCGCGGACGCGAUCUACGAACACAUCAACGAGGGGAUGUGAAUCCCAAAACAUUAAAUGAGAAGCUGUGGAAACACAUCAAGCACAAGUAUGAGAAUAAGUAGCUCCCCGGAGACCCCUACCCAAGCCAAAAGGACCAGGUCCAUCCACCAGCUGUUUGCCCAGAACCAGGGCCUCAGCUUGAAGAUGAUGCUCAGAUUACUCUUCACCGACCACCUUUAGCUGUUGGCAAGAAGUGGCUUCACCUGACAGACUCUUUAACUUCUGCUGUGUUUGAAGCAUGUUUAAUCAGUCAUCAGCAAAUAAAUGUAAAUUGUCCUUGA
Felis catus (domestic cat) is the source of this 650-nucleotide messenger RNA. RefSeq names its product ubiquinol-cytochrome c reductase, complex III subunit X (gene UQCR10). The record is from RefSeq and is a predicted model, not a curated record. Lineage: Eukaryota; Metazoa; Chordata; Mammalia; Carnivora; Felidae. The transcript has 3 exons. Gene Ontology annotation, biological process: mitochondrial electron transport, ubiquinol to cytochrome c. The coding region runs from base 1 to 369 and encodes 122 amino acids.